This is a messenger RNA of Lycium barbarum (goji berry), 651 nucleotides long. RefSeq lists its product as uncharacterized. NCBI's taxonomy places the organism in Eukaryota, Viridiplantae, Streptophyta, Magnoliopsida, Solanales, Solanaceae. The transcript has a single exon. Bases 1 to 651 code for a protein of 216 amino acids. The record is from RefSeq and is a predicted model, not a curated record.
AUGCAAGCUUGCCAUCUACCGCUUGGAAGGCCUUGGCAAUUUGAUGUUAAUGCCCAACAUAGUGGGAGAACUAACAAAUACUCAUUUGUGGUCAAAGGGAAGAAGUACAUUCUUAAUCCACUAAGCCCUUACCAAGUGAGUGAGGACUGUAGAGUGAUGAGGGAGCUUUGGGAGAAGUAUCAAAAAGAAGAAAAGGAGAAGGGUGAAAGGGAGACCUUGUUGGUCAUAGGUGGAGAGGGGACGUCUCAAGAUGGUUCCAAGAAAUGUUUGUUGGCCAAACCAAGCAAUUGCUUAAAAGGGGUUGAUGAGAGACGCUUCUUGGUGUGUCUUGUCAACAAACACCUUCUCCUAAAUGCUAACCAAGCUACUAGCACUUUGCCUAGUAGUAUAUCUUCUCUUUUGCAGGAAUAUGAAGCAUUGUUCCUGGAAGAAAUGCCCGAUGGCUUACCUCCCUUGAGAGGUAUUGAGCACCAAAUUAAUUUUGUACCAGAUUCUCAAAUCCUGAACAAGCCGGCAUAUAGGAGCAAUCUAGAGGAAACAAAGGAAUUGCAAAGGCAAGUUGAGGAGCUAUUCAAGAAGGGUCUAAUCAAGGAGAGCCUUAGUCCAUGUGCCGUACUGGUGAUUCUUGUCCCAAAGAAAUAUGGCACUUAG